This is a messenger RNA of Pleuronectes platessa (European plaice), 2670 nucleotides long. Its product is annotated as ceramide kinase. Gene Ontology annotation, molecular function: kinase activity. NCBI's taxonomy places the organism in Eukaryota, Metazoa, Chordata, Actinopteri, Pleuronectiformes, Pleuronectidae. The transcript is spliced from 13 exons. The coding region runs from base 206 to 1873 and encodes 555 amino acids. The record is from RefSeq and is a predicted model, not a curated record.
AAAAAAACAUCCCGAGCUGAGCUCCGCUACACGGACUCUCUCCUCAAAGGUCACCGCUGCUCGGAAGAGGCUGCUGCUUAUCCCCAUUUGGAGCCUGUCACUCCGGACACACAGCACAGAACAUGUGCGGACAGAGGUAACCGUCCCCCGGGCUGCUGCUGCCUCCCCAGCCGGCUGAAGGACUAGGCAGGACGGACAGACGCAGAUGGAGAGGCCGCGCAGGCUGCUGCUGCUGUCCGAGCUCCGCGUCAGAAACGCCGCGUACGAUGUGAGUCUGAGCCGGUCCCUGCUCACCUGGAAGAGACGGAUCUCCAGCCCGGUGUACCACCCGUUCAGACCCUCUGUACAUCACAGUGUGUCAGUGUCGGAGAUCAUCUCUGUCAGAGAGGAAGAGGAGGAAUACAGCAGCAGACGAAGAGACGAUGGCAGCUGGAGGAAGAUCAAAGAGAGAGACGGGAAGGACUGCAGGCAGACCUUCAGAGUGUUAUAUGUGGAGAGGUGUCAGCAGCACCGCUGGCGGUGUGCUGAGGUCACCUUCACGUGUUCAGAUGAGGCACUGUGUCAACGCUGGGUCAGCAGCAUCAGAGAGCAGCUCGCCUCUAUCACCACCAGACCCAAACACCUGCUGGUCUACAUCAACCCUUAUGGGGGGAAGCGACAGGGCAAACGCAUCUAUGAGCAGAAGGUUGUCCCGCUGUUUGCUGAGGCCGGCAUCUCCACGGAUGUCAUCGUGACAGAGUAUGCCAAUCAUGCGAGGGAUCACCUGAGGACAGAGGCAGAGCUGAAGAAGUAUGAUGGUGUGGUGUGCGUUGGAGGGGACGGCAUGUUCAGCGAGAUCAUCCACGGGCUGAUCUUGAGGACGCAGAUCGACGGUGGCGUAGAUCCAAACUGUGCGGAUGAGUCGCUGCUUCCCUGCUCACUUCGAAUCGGAAUCAUUCCUGCAGGUUCAACAGACUGUAUCUGCUUCGCCACUGUGGGCACCAACGACCCCGUGACCUCUGCUCUACACAUCAUAGUGGGAGACUCCCAGCCCAUGGACGUAUGUUCGGUUCACCACAACAACACAUUCCUGCGAUACUCCGUCUCCCUGCUGGGAUACGGUUUCUAUGGCGACGUGCUGACUGACAGUGAGAGGAAGAGAUGGAUGGGGCCGGCCAGAUACGACUUAUCAGGUCUGAAAAUGUUCCUGACUCAUCAUUAUUACGAAGGAACAGUGUCCUACCUGCCUGCCAGAGGCAUCAUGGGAACGCCACGAGACGCGGCCAGGUGUCUAUCAGGCUGUGAGGUUUGUCAGCACAACGGGCAGCAACUUGUAGAAACAUCUGAGAGGCACGAGAUGGAUGAAGCAUCGGAUAGCGAGAGUGACGGUGAGUGGAAGAUGAUCCGAGGGAAGUUUCUGGCUAUAAAUGCUGCCAGUAUGAGCUGUGCUUGUCCUCGCAGCCCAAAGGGCCUCUCACCUGCCGCUCACCUAGCUGACGGCACCACCGACCUCAUUCUGGUCCGGAAAUGUUCCCGCUUUGAUUUUCUCAGACACCUUCUGCGACACACCAGCAAAGAUGACCAGUUUGACUUGACCUUUGUCGAGGUCCACCGAGUGCGGCGUUUCCGCUUCACGCCUCGUCACUGCCAGAGUGACUCUGACCUGGAGCUGGACCUGCAAGAGCAUGGCAAACGCCAGAUCUUCAGCCAGAUCUGCCGAGACCACCCGGCUUGCAGCUGUGCCCCCGCCUACAGCAGCUGGAACUGCGAUGGCGAGAUCCUGACCCACACGGCCAUCGACGUUAGAGUGCACUGCCAGUUGAUCAAGCUGUUUGCACGAGGGAUCGAAGAACAGGCAGUUUUCGAGGAUCUCACCAACCCCUGUGCAAUAUAGACCCUUACCCCAAUUUCCCCCCAUCAGACACUGGAGUCUUAUCUCUGUUUCCAGCCAUCGCCUAUGUUACUGCUGCAGGAAUCGUCAUGCAACACUCAUCGCAUCCUUCAUCAGGAGACUCAACAGGAUUUUGAAUGACGUAUGACAAUGUAACUUCCUUGGUUUAAUAAUGUCAAAAAUGAGUUUCCUUAAAUCGCCUUGAUCUGCUUUAUAUGUAACCCCUUGGAAGUAGCAGCUGCUUUUAGAAAUCAAUCACAAAAUGAUAGACCUUGUGGAGAGAAAUGUUUCACCUUUAGAGUUUGGAUUAGUUGUGGAUGACACUGUUGGUGUCUUGUUGUGACAGCUGAGUGGUUGCCGGGUGUCUGACACCUCAAUCUUGUAGACGCUUUAACUCGGACUUGUCUUGAUCUUGUCACUUAUUGUAUCAGGACUGGUAUUGAGUUUUGUUGUCUCUGACUUUUCUUGUUUAACAGUCUUUUGUCUUGAGGAUGAAGUCUGGUAGAUGUAAGGGGUUUUGAAUCAGACUUCAACUUGCUUGUCUAGCUUUGACUUGUUCAGGAUUAAUUCUCUGAAUUGCUGUAGAACUCAAGUUACAUCUCUAUCGACAAAGUUAUUUUCAAUUAUUUCCGAUUCGCCUUGUACCUGUGAUUGUUUUGUCUUUGACAUGUCUUAAUCUUGACUACCAGUUACUCUCAAUUGUAACUGCAAUCUUGACUAAAACUCGACCCCUAUUUGGACUUGACUCUGACACGUUUUGACUUGGACUUGUCUUGAGCUUGACUUAAAUUGCCUGUUCA